AUGUUUAAUAAAUCUUCUAAAGGCUUUAUAAAGGAAGAUCCGGUACCACCGGAUUAUGGGACGUCAUGUCCAUAUAAUAAAGGUAUUAGUGAGACUAUAUUUGAUGGUUAUACGCCUUUACUGGAUGAACAUCAUAUAAUUCAAGAGAAUGAGAUUCCAGAGGACUUUAAAUAUGGAACAACAGUUAAUCAAUGUGAUAUUUCAAUAAGAAUGGAUUUUGUUAGAAAAGUAUAUUCUAUACUUUUUGUGCAAAUCAUAGCAUCAGUUUUAAUUUCAGGAGUUUUAACAAUGAAUAAGAUGUUAAGAGAAUAUAUUGUAUCUAAUCCAAUGAUAAUUUUUUUUUCAAUGUUUGGGAGUAUUGGUACAUUACUUUUUUUAUCAUGGAAACGGCGUUCAUGUCCAUUAAAUUUCUAUCUUCUCGCUUUAUUUACAUUAUUUGAGUCAUUUACAAUUGGAACUAUAGUUUCUUUUUAUAAUAGUAAUGUUGUUUUGGAAGCACUUUUAAUUACUACAGGAAUAUUUUUGGGGUUAACGCUAUUUACAUGGCAAAAUAGAUAUGAUUUUAGCAGUAUAGGGGGUUAUUUAUAUUUUGGACUUAUAGUAUUUUUGUCAGGAGGGCUGGUUUCCUAUUUUUUCCCUUAUAAUAGGACAUUUGAUUUACUAUACGCUAUGUUUGGGGCUCUUAUUUUUAUAGGAUAUAUACUUUAUGAUACAUCAAAUCUCAUGAAACACUUAUCUCCAGAAGAAUACAUUGUUGGAGCGGUUUCUCUUUAUAUAGACAUUGUAAAUCUUUUUUUGCAAAUUUUAAAUUUGAUUGCAAAAUUAGAUGGAGGAGACAAUGAAUAA
Molecule: messenger RNA, 846 nt
Organism: Pneumocystis carinii B80
Lineage: Eukaryota; Fungi; Ascomycota; Pneumocystomycetes; Pneumocystales; Pneumocystaceae
Exons: 5
Coding region: 1-846 (281 amino acids)
Cellular component (GO): membrane
Source: RefSeq, a predicted model, not a curated record